GCCGGCUGCGCGGGGCGGUGGUUGGUGGUGGGUUGCUGAGCGGCCUGCAGCGCGAGGGCUGUUUGUGGCGGCAGUUGAGGGAGCGGCGGUACUCUGUGUGGUCUCUGCGGGGAGAGAACUAAAGCGUGUAUCGUGGUUUACAGCUGGAUCAGUUGCAGUUUGAAUGAUCACAUUCCAGGAACUGGCAGUUUGAACAAGGUUCUAUGGGUGCUGGGCUGUGUUGGAAGCACAGCUAGGGCGAGUGCUCCCCCAGAAGCUUCUGAGAGAACACUGCUGUCAUUUGAGAACUGGAAGUGUUUUUACUGGUUGUCAACUGUGUCCGGACUAUAAUUUGCCUUGUGAGCUAUUUUUGCUGCUGCUUCUUUUUUUUUUUUUUUUAAACUAUUGCUAACAGAGGUGAAACCUGCCGUUUACCUUGAAAUAAGACAUCAGUUAAGGCUGCUGAUAUCCUUCAGUAACCUUUUUCUGCUUUGCUUUUACAUCACACCUGAAAAGAUGCUUCAGGUCUGUAAAUGUGGCUGGCAGAAGGGACAGACCUGUUCCUAACCAUGUCCAGGAGGAAGCUGGAGAACAGAAGCCUUUCGGGCUUGUUGGCCAUGUCUCUGCAGACACAAAUCAGGAUGGACAAUUUCCACAAUUUUUACAUGCUUGACUCCAAAGAGCUGGGAAGAGGAAGAUGUGGUGUGGUUAGAAAAUGUAUAGCUAAAUCCACAGGUCAAGAAUAUGCAGCUAAGUUUUUAAAGAAAAGAAGAAGAGGUCAAGACUGCAAAGCGGAGAUUCUUCAUGAAAUUGCCGUGCUUGAAUUAACGAAAUCUAAUCCUCGCAUAGUUAAUCUCCAUGAAGUCUAUGAAACAGCAAAUGAAAUCAUCUUAGUGUUGGAAUAUGCCGCUGGAGGAGAAAUCUUUAACCUGUGUGUCCCAGAUCUGGAUGACAGAAUUAGUGAAAGUGAUAUCAUAAGGCUUAUAAGGCAAAUACUUGAAGGACUGUGUUGCUUGCAUGAAAAAAAUAUUGUUCAUCUCGAUUUAAAGCCUCAAAACAUUUUGCUGAGCAGCAUCAAUCCUCUUGGUGAUGUGAAGAUUGUAGAUUUUGGCAUGUCUCGGAAGAUUGAGAAUAGUACUGAACUGCGGCAAAUCAUGGGAACCACGGAGUAUCUCGCUCCAGAAAUCUUAAACUAUGACCCUAUUACCACAGCCACGGAUAUGUGGAACAUAGGUGUAAUAUCAUACAUGCUGCUGACCCAAGAAUCUCCAUUCGUGGGAGCUGAUAAUCAAGAAACUUUCCUUAAUAUAUCUCAAGUUAAUGUGGAUUAUUCAGAAGAAACGUUUUCAUCAGUUUCACAGCCUGCCAAAGACUUCAUUCAAAAACUUCUCAUAAAAAAUCCUGAGGAAAGGCCCACAGCAGAGGCCUGUCUCUCUCAUUUCUGGUUGCGGCAAGGGGAUUUCAUACUUCUGUGCAGCCCUGAAGAAUCUUGCUGCCCGUCUCUGAUGCCAGGACAUGCAACAAAAUGCUCGGAAGAGCGGAACGUGAGAUCUAGUUGUAAUGGUACUUGUAGCAACAAGGAAGACAAAGAAAACAUCCCAGAGGACAGCAGUACAGUCUCCAAACGCUUCCGAUUUGAUGAUUCACUGCAGUAUCCCCAAGACUUCAUGACAGACUUCGUAUGUUAAUGCGUAACAUAGACUUUGAUAAGAAUGGAUUUAGUGUAAUCUAUUCCAGUGGUGAAUGCAAGAUUGGCUUGCCAAUUUAUGUGGUGUUGCUGUACUGGAAACGCACUUUGAUUCUUUAUUCUGGUGCUUCCUUUUUUAUCCAUUGCUGGCAAUGGAUUGAACUCCUGAGAAGUUGGAGUUGCAGCACCAGUAAAAUGAAUUAUUUUUUUAAGAAGGUAUAAUUAAAUAUUUUUGCACUUUUAAAUUUUUAAUCCAAAAAUGAUGCCAAAUUAAGGCCUGAGCAUGUUUAGAGAAACUCAUUUUCCUGAGUUUUUGCCUAAACUUUGAGCUUUGCCAAACAGUGGUUGAAUAGCGUGUACAUUUUUAUGACUAGCCUUUAGAAGCUGAUCUAAGCAGGAAAACUGAAUCUGGCUGUCCUAAUGGGCUUAUCUGUGACCAUUCUUGUAGAUUUAAAUGACAGCUCAAAGCAGCGUUCUGGGAAUACGAUUGAUCUGCUGGGGCCAUCUAGAAAACUGCUUUUUCUCUGUUAUCAUUAGUAGUUAAGGAAAUGUUUCCGUCUUACAGAUCUGGUCCACCUAGGGAUUCUAAUGCAUAUUCAGCGUGGCAUUUUUCCUGUGUUUCCUGUGGAUGCAUGUAAUGCUUGAACAGAAAACGGGUAGAUUUGUCAGUCCCUGUGUUAGUGAUCCUUUGCUUCUUACCAGUGAGUUCUAUUUGAAGAGGACAAGUUUCCCAUUCUGUUGAGAUUAUUUUAUACAUGUUAGUUUUCUUCCAUAAAAUAUCUGAAGUAUAUUGUCUACAAUUGUUGAUCUAUUCCUUAUCUUAAAACCAAAAAAUGAACCCAAAGCCAUGAAAUGCCCCCCUUUCUAAGUUCAAGUUAAUAAGUGAAUAAACUGAAAAUGACUUUUUUUUUUUGCCAGUAAAGUUGCAAUUAAAAACUUUUCAUUAUGCCUUUUUAAUGUAGAUGUGCAGUGGGUUUUUCUGUCAAUUACUGUUAUUCACACAACUUAGCUUCAUGCCUGUCUUGAGAAAUGGACUGCAGUGUGUUAAUAUUUAAAGGCAAACUACCCAGUAGUUAUUUUAAGCCUUUUCAUUUGCUUUGGUUAGUGGGUUUGUUAUGUGUUCAAGGUAUAUCCCUUUCGAUUCCUGUUUCUAGGCUCUGAGAACUAACGCGGAAGUCAAACUUCAGCUUAGAGCAAAUACCAGUCAUGUCUCAACAGCCUGAAACUAACAGGUUAAUAUUGAAAAACUGACAUGAUCAGAUCCUAAUCAUAACACUGAAGCUAAAACUCUGUGUAGAGAAGGUAUUAAAAUUUCUAUAAGUAUUUUGAAAGUAAAUGGCACUUCGAGGUAGUUCUGAACCCUGAGAAUUAGAAAAUCCCAGACUUAGUCUCCUUAAUUUGGUUUCUUUUAUAUAAUAAAAUAUCACAAUGUAAUCUUUUCCAAGUGUGGCUGUUGAUCCAAUGAUAGUUAGGCAGAUGGAGGUUUGGAACAUUGUAUGAUUGAGAUCAUAUGGUAAUAAUUGGUAAAAGGUUGUCUUUUUCCUUUCUUCACAAAAGGAAGGAACAAUUUAAUUACUUUUACAAAUAGAUUUUAAUGCAGGCUUUCACUAUAAAGUAUGGGGGAAGAUUGAGGACUUUUGUCUUUUAUUUUGGGUGAUGUUCUGUGGAAAGUCAACUGCGGUGUCCUCGGCUUGUUUGACACAAGUGUAACAUUUCCAAGACUUAAUCUAAAGUGAAAUGAAAUCAUAGCAUGGAUGAUGCUCAGAUGCCUCAGUAUAAACAAACUGCACUGAUUUCUCUCUGUGUAUUCUCAUGCAGUUUUUACAGUGCUAAUGAUAAUAUAUAUACAUUUACAGUUAUUAAAUGCCUUUGCUGGGGGUGGUUGUUGGAUUGUGUCCAGGUACUCUAUACCUUUACUUUCCAAAGUCCUUGGCCUUUUCCACUUGGAAUAUUAUAUCUCUUUUUUCCUCACUAGCACGGAGUCUAAAUUUGAACUGGGCAAAUGAAAAAUACAAACUAUUUUACUAUGCAGUUAACAUUCACUCAAGAUAAAGAGGAGAACAUCAAAAAGCUGUAAUAGACAAAGGUAGAAAAAAUGGUUUCUAAAACAGCUACAUUUUCAAAUUCUCCAAAAUUAUCACUGACCUGAACUUGUAACUGGGAAGCUUGUGGAAGUCUUUCUACUAGUUUUAUAUUUUUAGUGUUUGAAAAAUAAAGCUGAAGGUAUUUGCCAGCACUUUAUGAAGAAGUUAUUGUUCCUUAAGUGUUUUAAUCAAGUUAUCUGAUGUUUACAUUUCUUACUGCUUUUGGAGUUAACUUAUCUUUAAAUAAAUGAAGAUUUGUUUUAUCCAAGGAA
Messenger RNA from Gallus gallus (chicken), 4022 nucleotides. RefSeq names its product serine/threonine kinase 17b (gene STK17B). Bases 513 to 1667 code for a protein of 384 amino acids. Gene Ontology annotation, molecular function: protein serine/threonine kinase activity; ATP binding. The transcript has 9 exons. Gene Ontology annotation, biological process: positive regulation of apoptotic process; intracellular signal transduction; protein phosphorylation. Gene Ontology annotation, cellular component: nucleus. The record is from RefSeq and is a predicted model, not a curated record. Lineage: Eukaryota; Metazoa; Chordata; Aves; Galliformes; Phasianidae.